Molecule: messenger RNA, 1416 nt
Organism: Parnassius mnemosyne (clouded apollo)
Lineage: Eukaryota; Metazoa; Arthropoda; Insecta; Lepidoptera; Papilionidae
Source: the annotation of a GenBank genome assembly
AUGUCAAUAUUUCAAGGAUUCCCGGAAUUACCUGGGGCGGAGGACACACCUUUGUGUGUUGUUAAUGAAAUAUACUGUUGCGCUAACAGUCGCUACGGAAACAUAUCAACAUUCACAAAUGCGACAAAAAAUCACCCAAAAAUUAAUGUCACGAAGGAUAUACAACAUCACAAAAUUUCUGACGAAAACGUUUCCUUGUAUGUAGACGUUGAGGACAAGUUAUUAAAGAAAAUCACUAGUGUAUGGUACAAGCAAGGAUUUUUAGAUGCGUUAAGUGUAGCUGCAGAUCCAAGUAUAAAUCGCGAUAGUCCUUUUUUAGCAAUUACAGCAUCAUAUGUUUUGAAAAUAGCAAAUCUUGUCACAUCAUUUCGAUACUUUAUCCAACCGCAUUUGAAAGACAUAGGGCCUAAAAUCGUCUCGAAAUACUCCCGUACAAGAAACUGGAGUACUGCUCCCAUUAAAUGCAUUGCAUGGCAUCCACACACGACAAAAAUUGCUGUAGCUACUGCAGAUGAUAAUGUGAGGGUUUACUGCUCUGAAGUUUCCUUUGUUUCCACAUUAAAAUGCAAGGCACAAGGUCAUGUGUCAUCAUUGAGUUGGAGACCGUAUUCAGCUUCAGAGCUUGCUGUUGGUUGUGAACAAGGUGUGAUUGUUUGGACAGUUGAUCCAAACUCAAUGUUUACAAAACCAUCUUCCAGUAAUGCUGUUGUAUUGAAAAGAUCAGGCCACAGUCCAGUGACGGAUGUUAGUUGGUCUCCAAAUGGCGACUUGCUAGUCAGUUGCUGCGGUGCUGACACUUCAAUGCUAGUGUGGGAUGUUGCGAUGGAAACCGCAGUGCCACUUCGCAGGGUGGCAGGUGGUGGUAUAGUAUUUGCAAGAUGGUCACUUGAUGCAAGCAGAAUUUUCGCCGCCACCUCUUCUAUUAUUUUCAGAGUAUGGGAUACACAAAAUUGGUCACCAGAAAGAUGGUGUGCUAGAGGUUGUCGAGUGGUGACAGCCUGCUGGGGGCCUAAGGAAGUUGUGCUGUUUGCCGCAAAGGGUGAACCAAUAGUGUAUGCUCUCUGCAAUAUGGGACUUUUAAGCGGAGCCCAAACAACCAAAGCCCAACCAGUGCUUGAUGUAACUAAAGUUGAACUACCAUCUGGCGAUAUUGUAGGUGGACCUAUUUUGGAUACGUGCUGGGAUCCUACUGGUCGAUACCUGGCCAUACUGUUUGAAGAGUCGUACCUUGUUGCAAUAUUUUGUACCACACAACUAAUGAUGCAGAUGAAGAUAACACCAUGCUGCUUCGUGUGCGGCAUAGACGAUGAAAUGCCAACAACUAUGGCCUUCCAGAAGAACUUCACAGAGGGUGCUUGUUUGACAAUCGCAUGGUCCAGCGGAAGGUUGCAACAUUUCCCAAUUGUGUAUGGAUAG